CAGUUGAGAGGGUUUAGGUGAGAUCGGAAUCAGGAAGAACAAAAAACAAAGAAAAAUUUCAAUUAUUCAUUCCUCGAUUGAAUCAUCAUAACAAAAACUAGGGUUUGAAGCACCGAAAAAUCACUACUACAACAACAAUGGAUGUGAUAAAAACGCAACAAAUUUCAUGGAGAGCCAUAGAAAAAGUCGUAGUUCACCCUCUAGUCUUGCUCAGCAUAGUCGAUAACUACAACAGAGUCGCCAAAGAUACUCGCAAACGCGUCGUCGGCGUCUUGCUCGGUUCCUCUUUCAAAGGCACCGUUGAUAUCACCAACAGCUACGCCGUGCCUUUUGAAGAAGAUGAUAAGGAUCCUAGCAUUUGGUUUCUCGAUCAUAAUUAUCAUGAAUCAAUGUUCUCCAUGUUUAAGAGAAUCAAUGCUAAGGAGCAUGUUGUAGGGUGGUAUAGUACUGGACCGAAAUUGCGAGAAAAUGACCUUGACAUUCAUGGUUUAUUCAACGACUAUGUUCCAAAUCCUGUUUUGGUUAUUAUUGAUGUUGAACCUAAGGAGCUGGGAAUUCCUACUAAAGCUUACUAUGCUGUUGAAGAGGUUAAAGAGAAUGCCACUCAGAAAAGCCAAAAGGUCUUUGUGCAUGUGCAAUCAGAAAUUGCUGCUCAUGAAGUUGAGGAAAUAGGAGUUGAGCACUUGCUUAGAGAUGUGAAGGAUACAACCAUUAGCACUCUUGCAACUGAGGUAAGUGCAAAGCUCACAGCCUUGAAGGGUUUGGAUGCAAGACUCAAAGAGAUAAGAAGUUACCUUGACCUUGUCAUUGAUGGAAAGCUUCCCUUAAACCAUGAGAUCCUGUACCAUUUGCAGGACGUAUUCAACCUGCUGCCAAAUCUCAAUGUCACUGAUUUGAUCAAGGCUUUUGCAGUGAAAACAAAUGAUAUGAUGCUAGUAAUAUACCUAUCGUCUCUCAUCAGAAGUGUGAUUGCACUCCACAACUUGAUUAACAACAAGAUGCUCAACAAAGAACAUGAAAGGGAAGAAGACUCCAAAUCAGAGCCUGUACCAAGUACCGCAGGAAGUUGAGAUUUGAGAGGAUUGUGAGACUUGGAGUUCGAAAGGCACAGUUGUUUAAUACAAUCAAUACUUGGACCUAGACAUCGCCUUUUUGGUAUCUCUCGAGUGUUCCUGCAUGGGUUAAUGAAAUACAUGUAAUAUGGCAAAUGAUCUUUUAACCCUAGGGAUGUGUUAUUGUUUCCGCCUGUGGUUUAUUUACGAUGUAUUUUAAUUCUAUUGCUCUUUUGUCUUUGAUUAUCUGGUAGCUUCACUCAACUGUUAAAGGGAAAUUUCUAAUUUUACUAUUUUCACAAAUGUAUCACAUCAAAGUUGAUGUUUAUUUCCA
Messenger RNA from Vicia villosa (hairy vetch), 1386 nucleotides. Its product is annotated as 26S proteasome non-ATPase regulatory subunit 7 homolog A. The coding region runs from base 138 to 1070 and encodes 310 amino acids. Gene Ontology annotation, biological process: proteasome-mediated ubiquitin-dependent protein catabolic process. The transcript is spliced from 10 exons. Lineage: Eukaryota; Viridiplantae; Streptophyta; Magnoliopsida; Fabales; Fabaceae. Gene Ontology annotation, cellular component: proteasome complex; proteasome regulatory particle. Gene Ontology annotation, molecular function: protein binding; metallopeptidase activity. The record is from RefSeq and is a predicted model, not a curated record.